This is a messenger RNA of Anopheles funestus (African malaria mosquito), 1667 nucleotides long. Its product is annotated as zinc finger protein 277. The transcript has a single exon. Lineage: Eukaryota; Metazoa; Arthropoda; Insecta; Diptera; Culicidae. The record is from RefSeq and is a predicted model, not a curated record. The coding region runs from base 253 to 1596 and encodes 447 amino acids.
AAAACAUUUUUGAAAAUAUGUUAACAUUUACAUAAAUAUUUAAUCAUUCCGAUGCAUUGCAUUUUUUUAACAAAUAAAAAAGAUAAAUUAUACAGAAAUGAUCUUGCAACGCUGCUGCAUGCAUAAUGGUCUCCUUCAUUAUUAUUUGUUCCUUUAAACGUCAAUGUCUAGGCUCGUGUCCAGAACGCACCACAUGAGAAGUUGUUUUUGCUUGUGUAGAGAUCGAACUAUCGGAGCAAACUCUGUAUUGCAAUGAGCACGAAUGUACCCGCUAAAAUCGACGAUGAAGGUGGCGAAACGUCCAAAACUACAAUAAUAGGACCGCUGAACUUUGUCAAAGACACAUCAACGGAACCGCCUACAUCCCUGGUGAACGAACGAACAGUGCCCUGCAUGUUUUGUAGCAACGUCUACGACUUCCACAGUUCCCAUAAUGGUUCGGAUCAAUAUCUAGCGCAUCUGUAUCUGAUCCACCGGCUGGUGGUGGCCGAUGUGAAGGAGAUAGCCUGUUUACCCAGCUACUGUUACUACUGGAAGGAAAAAUUCAGCAAUGAACCAGUUGAGAAGUAUUGUUCCUCAAUGUUACUGAACCAACUGCCCGAUGGAACCACUUCCCAGAACGAGAAAUAUUUUCUACUCAGCGACGUCGAACCCUUGGAUUACGAACUACGGCAAAAGUUGCGACGGGAAAAGUUGGAUCUCGUACUAACACGUCACCAAUUCGAACGAACGGAUCGAACUUUUCAUCGAGGCUGCUUAUAUUGUCGCGAUUAUCGAUCAGAAACACGUCCAGAAUAUAUCAGCCAUCUUUACACGAAGCACUUUUUGCUGCUGGGCAAACCGGAACAUUUGGUGUUUGUGGAUGAUCUAAUAGAUAUCGUGCAGGAAAAGCUGAACCAGCUGCUUUGUUUGUUCUGUGAAAAGUUAUUUAAGGAUCGACCAACACUGAAGGAACACAUGCGCAAGAAAGGACACAAGCGCAUCAAUCCUGACAAUCAUUACUAUGAUCGUUUUUUUCUCGUCAACUACCGAUUGAAGCAAAAGCCCGAGUAUGUUCCAAUUGCUAAGCGAAAGGAGGAAAGUCGCGUAUUUGCCUCGGAUUCUGAUUCCGAUUCUGAUUGGUCUGAUUGGAACGGUGAAGAACAGACGACGACCUGUCUGUUCUGCACGCAUGCCGAAACCAGCAUCGAUCGUCUUAAGCAGCAUAUGGUGGAAAAGCAUAGGUUCAAUUUCGACCAGACGGUGGUUAACAUGAGCUUCUACCAGCGUGUGAAAGUGGUGAACUUCAUCCGACGACAAAUGCACAUUCACAAGUGUAUAGCGUGUGGAGAACAGUUUCCCGAUUAUGUUAGUUUGUGCAAACAUCUAGAAGAAGUCGACCACUUUGUGCUUGAUAAGACAACUUCUGCCUGGGAUCAACCGGAGUACUUUUUUCCCACGUACGAGGAUGAUCAGUUCCUGUGCCAUCUAGAGGAGGUAGAGAAUGAAAAGGAUGAUACAUCGCAGGAGGAAGGAUCGGUUGUUAUAUCGGAGAGCGUUAACGCGACCAUUAACCUUGAUGCUGAAUCUUUAUCGCUAGAAAGCUUCAAAUUGUAACGUUUUCGAGCAAAGAAAACCAACUUUAUUCAUGCUUGUUUUGUGAUAUAAUAAAAUACCCCAGUUGAUUA